GGGUCCGGGGCCGCCGCGGGAGCGGAGCCGAGCGGGGCCGGACGGACCAUGGCGGGGGUCCCGGGGGGGUCCCCGGCGCUGGAGGGGGGCGCGGGGCGCGUGCGGGCGCUGCAGCAGGAGGUGCAGGGCGUCACCACCAUCAUGAGCCAGAACGUGGAGAGGAUCCUGGCCCGGGGCGAGAACCUGGAGCAGCUGCACAGCAAGAGCCAGGACCUGGAGGCCACGUCGGAGCACUUCCGCACCACGUCCCAGAAGAUGGCCCGGCGCUACUGGUGGAAGAACGUGAAGCUGCUCGUCAUCCUCGGCCUCGUGGGUGUCAUCGUGCUCAUCCUCAUCAUCCUCCUGGCCACCGGCACCAUCCCCACCUAGAGCCACUGUCCCCACGGGGACACGGCCACCCCAGGGCACAAAUACAGAUGGGGGAGAGCCAAGG
Molecule: messenger RNA, 433 nt
Organism: Pyrgilauda ruficollis (rufous-necked snowfinch)
Lineage: Eukaryota; Metazoa; Chordata; Aves; Passeriformes; Passeridae
Gene: VAMP8
Product: vesicle associated membrane protein 8
Exons: 3
Coding region: 49-369 (106 amino acids)
Biological process (GO): vesicle fusion; SNARE complex assembly; vesicle-mediated transport
Cellular component (GO): SNARE complex; plasma membrane
Molecular function (GO): SNAP receptor activity; syntaxin binding
Source: RefSeq, a predicted model, not a curated record